AUGGAUAGGAAUGAACAGUUAUUACAAGAACUUAACAUUAGUAUAGCAAUCCAGACGCACACGAACUCAGAACAAGGAGAAUGGUAUAACUUUACAGAAUGUUUUGACUAUCACAUAAUUUCUGCUAAUAAUGCAAUACUGGUACCAUACGAAAGCAGAGAGGUUUUGGAAAUAAUAAAAUGUGUAAAAAGGUUCGUAACUGAUAUGGUAUUGGGAAGGGAUCUAACAAAUCCAAUAUGUAUGGAUUUGGCUAGGUACAUUGAAAUUAUACCCCAAGCAACAGAUAUACUGUUUUAUGAUAGGUGA
Molecule: messenger RNA, 306 nt
Organism: Macrosiphum euphorbiae (potato aphid)
Lineage: Eukaryota; Metazoa; Arthropoda; Insecta; Hemiptera; Aphididae
Source: the annotation of a GenBank genome assembly